AAACAGUAAUUGUUAAAGCUGGUUUUGGUUUUAGUCUCGUGCAGUGCUUAUUAAAUUGCUCGGUUGCGGUGAUAGAACGUAACUCAACAGUAAUUUCACUGCUUUUCUAGGGUUUGUCUCACUGAUAUUCUAUAAGUUUCUUAUCUUGACUGUAACAAAAACAAUAGCAACUUACGAAAGCUCACAAUACAAGACGUCCUAAUGGGUUUUUUUUAAAAUGGGGGCCUAGUAAUUUAUGUAUUUUAUUUCUUGGAAGUCACUGGUCUCAUUCCAAGUCACAUAAACCGGGGGAACUCCAAAUCACAAAGUCCGCGAAUUAACGCCAAGUUCGUGUACCUGUACUUGUUUACUAAUUUGCUGGAAAGUUUAAAAUUCCUGUAUAACAAUCUUUUUUUCCGUGUCGAUUACUCAUAUACCGAGAGACCUGCCAUAAAAAAAUGUGCAUUGCUCUAUUCUUCGACUAAGAAAAAAAUUGCCUUGGAAAAUGCCGAUCCAGUCAAAACAAAGUCUGCAAAAAGUACUCAUUGAGAAAAUUGCGUUUGUGUCUUCCUGGGAAACAAAUGAACGAAUCCUUAGCUAAUGGGAUUAUCAAACCUAUGAUUUGUGGUUUAUGCAGGAAAACGUCUUCAUAUAUCUGUCCUCGAUGUAGUAUUAAUUAUUGUUCACUGACUUGCUAUCGAAAUGAAGCGCAUAAGGACUGCUCUGAAUCAUUUUACCGAGAUUGUUGUAUUGAAUCACUGCGCUGUACCUUUUCCAAGAAGUCAGAAAGAUCACAUAUGAAAGAAGUGUUAAGGCGUGAAUCAUGUGCUUUAUCAGAUGACUUCCAGUUAGCAAAUGUGGAAUUUCAGGUAGACAAUGAUUAUACAGAUGAUAAGAAUGAGAGUAUUGAAGAUGAUUUGCCAACUCGUUUAGGUGAUUUAAAUUUGGAAACCGAAGAUGCUGAUGCCAUCUGGUCAUGUUUGACCCUGAAAGAAAAACGAGAUUUCAGUCGACUUAUUCAGUCAAAUGCUAUCGUUCAUUUCAUACCAACAUGGACUCCCUGGUGGUUAGAGCAAAAAUCAAUUAUUGUAGAAGUAAAUCAACAGAAUAUUUCAGUGGAAAAUUCGCGAGCCUUACCUAGUAUUCAAUCGUUAAGUCAACUUUUACCAUCCGGAAUAUCACCUCACCCUUCAGUUGGGUAUAUUUUAGCAGAUGUAUUAUUGGGAUAUGCUUUUGUUAUGAGAUUUUAUAAUGGUGACUACAUGGACUUAAUCGAUGAUGCAGGAACUCUUCUGUGUAAUAUAGUUUUAUCAUUCACAAAAUCUCAGACUACUUCAGUCUCAUCACUAAACACUACUACUUCUACUAAUAAUAAUUCAUCAGAUUAUUUAAAGAAAACAAGAAUAAUUAAAAGACAGAGUGUAAAUAAUCCAACUCAUCAAAUAUAUAACUGUAUAAAUGAAAUUCUUGCCGCAAUUCAAUAUAAACUUAUGGAGCUAAAUUUACCUUGCCAUCCUUCAAUUAUGAUACUAUUGCUUGAAGAUCUUAGUCAUUUAUUAGAUGAUAUUGGAUUUUGUAAUAAAGCACUGAAAGACGUGCAUAAAUUAAUAGUGAAUUUCAGAAAAUCUCUACGUGCUGUAAAUUCAAAUGAAAACUUACGAUUAAAAGCAAAUGUUGCUCAUCAUAAAUUAGUCUUUCUUCAAGCUUGCCUUGAUGAGAACAAUCAAUUGGCUAAACGUUGGCAAACAAAUGUUUUACCAAAAUUAUGUAAUCAAAUAUCUAAUGAAUUAAUUCAACGAAUUAAUGAUAUUGAAAACUCAAGUACAGAUAGACGUGAUGAAAAAUCUGCUGGUCCAAAUUGGCGCAAUAUUAUUCGCGAUGGAAAUAUUUACAAAAGUUCUUAUUGUCGUACGUUAGUCGAGUCACUUGAUACUAAUAACUAAAUGUUUUAUAAUUUUUUGAUUACCUGUACAUAAUAUACAUAUUUUAAUAUUUGCUUAUGGCAAUAAAUCGAAUAUUUUAUCAGCUUGGUAGAA
Molecule: messenger RNA, 2015 nt
Organism: Schistosoma margrebowiei
Lineage: Eukaryota; Metazoa; Platyhelminthes; Trematoda; Strigeidida; Schistosomatidae
Source: the annotation of a GenBank genome assembly